CUGUGUUGUUAUUGUAAAACGUAAAUGAAGGUGCGUGUAUUUUAUUUGUAAUUUUCCGCUAAUUUGGAAACGUCACAUGCUCUUACGCAGAACAAUAAUGUUUAAGCUUUACGCUUUGGUUUAUAUACUAGAAUGCAUAAGCCUAAAAAGAAAGAUACAAUAUUGCUCGCUGUCAUUUCUUUAGUUGUUGUCAAUAUAGUUUACGUGCAGAAAUACAUCAAUGGAAAAUCGGAAAAUAAAACGACACCAUUCGUUUCUCAUCAAACUACCACACCACCAGUUAACGAGCAACAGAACAAACCAGGUUAUAACUUCAUUGUGCAGCCGAAUCUAACAAGAAACUGUGAAACAAAAUGUCCGGAUUAUCAAGAUCAAAACCACUGUCGAAUUUUCAUUUUUGUAAAAUCCUUGUAUUUGGGAAUCCACAAAAGAAACAUGAUCCGAAGUACGUGGGCAUCUGUAAGAUACAUUGAAGGUUGUGCUUUCAUGACUAUAUUUGUUAUGGGCAACCCUUUAAAUGACACGAAGGCGGCAGUAAAGCAAGAAAUGUUGGUUCACUCGGAUAUUUUGCAAUAUGAUGGACCUGACGAUUACAGAAAUAUUACGACUAAAACCCUCGCCGGUAUGCACUGGGCAACAGCAAAUUUGAAAUCCGAAGACAUCUACAUUUCAGCUGAUGAUGAUAUUGUGAUAGACAUCAAUAAACUUCAGAGGGCAAUUCAACAGUUCAAUGAAACCAGAGCGGCUAAUUUGUGGCCGGAAUUUCCCAUUAUAUGUGGACUCCGCUUAAUGAAAGGAUUUCUGCCACAUAGGUUUACCAAAAGCAAAUGGUUCAUUUCAAUCGAUAAGUACAAAUGGCCUUCCUACCCAAACUUUUGCUUGGGCGGGAUGUACGCUACCAGUAUUAGUGUGGUCUCGCAGCUGCUGGAAAUAGCUCAAUCCACCAGACCUCUGCACUUAGACGAUGUGUGGAUAACUGGCAUACUUCGUUUAAAACUCGGGUUGCCCGACACGAUGUUAGUUGCUCCUGACCACAGUUUAUCCGUGCAUUUGGAAGGGUUUUCUGGAAUGAAUGCAGAGCAAUCAUUAACAAAAGUUCGUCAAUAUUGGACACCAAUUUUCAACUCACUUACGAACGAAACUUGCUUUUGCAAAUAA
Molecule: messenger RNA, 1158 nt
Organism: Ciona intestinalis (vase tunicate)
Lineage: Eukaryota; Metazoa; Chordata; Ascidiacea; Phlebobranchia; Cionidae
Source: RefSeq, a predicted model, not a curated record